AUGAGCGAAGGUAUCCAAUGUACGGCUGGUGCAAUCCCUGUGAAAAAUGAGAAGGGUCAAAUAUUCAUGAAAAAGGUGAAAGUUCGUCGCUAUAUUGCUGGCAAACGUCCUGACUUUGCGUCCGACUCUGAGGGUGAAAAAUCCGACGACUUCUCCGAUUUCGAAGCCGGUGACGAGAUCUCCCGGACCAAACGUCCUCGCUUCACUCUCCCGUCCUCGCCCAAACAGGAGUCCAUCUCAGUAAUUGAGCAGGAACCAACAGCAGAGGAACUUAAUGAUCCGAGAAUUCGUCGUCUUUUGGCUGUUAGAUCAACAAUAGAAGCAGAAGGGGAUGACGUAGACGAAGACGAUAAAAUCUCCAGACAUCGACGUCUUAGAGCCGACGGAGGGUAUGGGGGGCUGUCAGACAAUGAAGCAAAGGAGGGAGAUGAAGAAUUAGAGGAGGAGGGAGAGGAUGUUGAUGAGGAAGAACUCGCCAGACGUCGUGAAUUGAUUCGGCAGAGAGCCAGGCAACGUCGAGUCGCUGAAGAGAUGGAUUUGGAGAGGGCUGAGUUGAACAGAAUUACCGACGCUGCCACUGCAGAGGCUAUUAAUGAAGAAGAGGAGAUUUAUGAGGAGAUAGAGGAAGAGUACACCUCGUCCAGCUCCGAGGAUGAAAUGGGAGCUCCUAAACUCAAGCCAGUGUUUGUUCGAAAGGAUGAACGCAUCACCCUCCAGGCCAAACAGAGAGCGGACCAGAUUGCAGCGGAAGCUGCUGCCGAGACGAAACGUUUGGCUGAUGAAAGGCGCCGCGACACACUCAAACUCCUUGAAGCUGAAAUUAGACGGGAAGCUGAAGAAGCACGUCUCAUGCAGGAGGAAUUAGACGCUCUUGACUCGGACGACGCGGCAGUCUCAGGGGAUCCUCACAAGGAGCAAGAAGAAUAUGAGCUGUGGAAAGUGCGUGAACUCAAACGAAUUCGUCGUGAUAGAGAGGCGAGAGAAACUAUCGAACGUGAAAGAGCAGAAGUUGAACGUAUUAGAGCCAUGACAGAGGCCGAAAGACAGGCUGAAUUCCGAAAGAAUCCGAAGGAGAUCACCAAUCAGGCUUCGAAAGGCAAAUACAAGUUCCUUCAGAAGUACUUCCACAGAGGCGCAUUCUUUGUUCAAUCGGAAGAGGAUAAAAUCUACCAGCGAGAUUUCACCAAACCUACACUGGAGGAUCACUUUGAUAAGACUAGAUUGCCCGAGGUGCUAAGAGUGAAGAACUUUGGCCGAGCUGGAAGAACAAAGUACACCCACUUGGUUGAUCAAGACACCACGGCGUUCGAUGCUGCAUGGUCGUCGAAUGAUCCACUGGCGAUGAAAUUCCAAAUGCAACACGGAGGUGGUUUCAAGGAGAUUUAUGAAAAGCCUACUGCAAAGAAGAAGAUGAAGAACUAG
This is a messenger RNA of Rodentolepis nana, 1422 nucleotides long. The record is from the annotation of a GenBank genome assembly. Lineage: Eukaryota; Metazoa; Platyhelminthes; Cestoda; Cyclophyllidea; Hymenolepididae.